UAACGAUGAUGACGAUGAUGAUUAUAAGUAUGCCAAUGCGGGUGCUAGCGGCAGUAGGAGCAUCUGGGAGCUCGACAGCGCAGACAGGAGGGGAGCCCGUUACGGGAAUGGAGACGGGAUAUCAUGACAUUGGCGACAGGCGGGGAGAGAGAAUGCUUGAGGCAGGCCCGUCGGAGGGAGGCCCAUCGCCUGCUUUCGACAUCACAAGCACGACUCUUCUUCAAGAUUUCCGCGUGGUUUUGACCCCUACUGACUCUGCAUGUUCGCCAUCCGGUACAAAGUCGUGUCUUUCAUGGGUCAGGAGCGUGGUAUUCACCUCCCAGAGGGCUGUGUUCUUCUAUUUGCGCGAAGAUAGAUCGCUGAACACUUCUGCAAGUGCUCGCAGAGAUUCGGUGAAGUCUGUGCGCAAGGGUGAUUUGCGAGGUAUUGCCAGCUCUGGGGACGCACAAGGCAACUCCUCCCUGCUGACUCUAUCGUGGACGUCUGAACAUCGGAACGGCACUGCGGCGAGUGCUGCUGCUUGGAACCUGGGGACAGUGGGGAGCGAAGACGGACUUGCUUACUCCACGGGGUUCGAUCUGUCGCGGAACGAGCGAAAUCUCGUGAUGCCUACUCGUUGGGGUCUGGCCUUCAUCAACAACACGGACGGUUCCAGACCUACCUAUCCCUAUCUGAUCCCCGACUUCCGGUGUAGAUUCGCUGCAUUCAAUCCUAACCGCACGAUUCUGUACGUGGCCAGAAAUAGAUGCCUUGAGUUCUCCGUCAUGGAUGGCGAGUCGCCUGAAAGCUUUGUCAACGAUUUCAGAACAAGAGCAUGCCGUGAUGACAGCUAUCUCUCCUUCGGUCAUCGAAGCUUUCUCCAAGAUGGGAGCUACCUAUACGCUAGGGAUGACACGUACCAUAAGAUUAUAGGUUUUAACCUGAUUAAUGGAUCCGUGGACUGGGUAACUGGGACAUACGAGGCUGGGCAGCAUAACUCGCUCUAUGUCGGUGCCAAUACCUGGGAGGCGAAUCUUGCGCUGACCCAAGACGGCUGUAACCUAUUCUUCGCCGCGGAUUGGGACACAAAUAUCCGGCGGGUGACUUUCGAUAAACCCGGAGACAAAGUGCAUAUGAUGGAGACGGUGGCAAGAUGCGUCCUCCCAGGAGGAUGCGUUAUCGGGACCGUUGCUUUAGAUCACGAUGACAGCCAUUUGUACGUCUCGAUCCAGACGGGGCAGCUGUUCGAAUUUCCAAUCAACAAGCAAGCUCUUGGGCAAUGCAGCGGUGCAUUUCCGACACCAGCAGCAGUGCUGACAGCCAGUACCUCAGCCUAUGAUUCAUCGUCACCGCCAUCGCCGUCAGAACCGUCGACAGAAUCAUCAUCAUCGCCAUCGCCAGCGCUAUCAACGGAAUCCGCUCCAUCGCCAUCGUCGUCAGAACCUUCGACAUCAUCAUCAUCAUCAUCAUCAUCAUCAUCAUCAUCAUCAGCAUCCGCAUCAUCAUCAUGGCCAGAGCAAUCAACUGAUGCCUCUCCAGCAACGGGAUCAUCCUCUUCGCCGGGACACAAUGGCAGUGAUACACGUGUCAGCAGUAGCUUGGCUGACAGGUCUCCACGGUCUCCGCCGGCAACGGCCCAGACUGCACCUAGGAGAGGUGUCAGCGCCGGGGUAGCGGUUGGUGUCGUUGUGGCAGUUGGUGUGAUCUGCUUAGCUGUAGGCGAUGAUCUGACCAGUCCUGAUGGUGCGAUGCGGACUACACCUCCCACACAACAAGCACUCACGGGGGAUUUCAAACCGUUGGAAGUGGGAGGUCGUUAUGAGUCUAUGGAUGCGUUGCGUGAUGCGGUGGUGUUCUGUGUUGUGGCAUCUGGUUUCGAGUUCUGCCUGAAGAGAUCGAACAAGACAAGGUACAAUGUCAUAUGUGCUAACCCAGAUUGCCCAUGGUCAUUGGAGGGCAAAGCAGCACAUGCUAAUGGACACACGGAGAUUGUUCGUCUGACUCCGCAUCGCCCUGGUUGUAGAAAACCAGUCCAGCCCGGCCUGAAACGCAACAAACACGCAAAGCUGAGCUGGGUGGAGCUUAUGGUUGAGAAGAAGUUGCGAGAGGACAGCGGAACGACUUCCACGAAGUUGAAGAAAUGGUUUGACAAGGCAGUGAAGACCCACGUUAGCUACAGCAAGUGUUUCCGAGCGAGGACAUCUGUGCUUCGGACACUGAAUGUGGCUCCGGAGGAGGGGUUCAGCGACUUGCGAAGGUACUGCAGGGUGUUGCAUGAAACAAACCCAGGGUCCAUCAUCGACCUUGAGUGCAAGGGCAACGUCUUCGUUCGCAUGUUUUUCGCGUUGGCCGCCUCUGUGACUGGGUUUGCACAUCGCACACACAUCAGAGGGAAAUACAAGGGAUGUCUUCUUGACGCCACUAGUCGAGAUGCGAAUGGCCAAUGUUUCCCCCUGGCGUACACGAUUGUGGAUGGCGAGAGGAAGACACAUUGGAAGUGGUUUCUCGUCCUUUUAAAACGCUUGUGCGUUGUAGCGAAGACGGACCACAGAAUCGUGACAAUAAUGUCAGACCAGGACAAAGGGCUCAUACCAGCGGUCAGUGAGGAGUUUGGGGAUGAGCGGAUGGAUACUGUGUCCGUUAUUCACCGUCCAUCCACUCAUGUUGCAGCAGCCAUCGCGGAACGGAACGAGGAUAUAGCAUGGUAUGUGGACGCCUUCUACACCAUGAGCGCCUUACGAGCAUCGUAUGAGGAUGUCGUCUUCCCGACGUGCUUCGCAAGUACAAGAACGUCCAUGGACAGUGAGGAGACCGUUCUCCCUCCCGCGACGAAGCGCCAAAAAGGGCGUCCUCCUAAUGAAAGUCGAAUCAAGAGUUGUCUUGAGAAUGGGAGGGUCAGCCAGCCAAGGGCAGACAAGCAGAGGUGUUCGCAAUGCGGGCUUACCUCCGUUACCGGCCACAAUGUCCGCAAAUGCAGGACACCAAGGCCAGCUGGAGGAGUGCGUCAUGGCGACGUGGCGGUGGCGGCGAAUGUUGUGCCUUCGCGUGACCGUCCAAACCGAAUGCGUUCUUACGAGCGAUUUUGGACCGAGCAUGAUCAUCUAGGACUCUUUAACUCUCAUGUAGUGGAGGACUUUGAAGUAUAUGUGACAGAAGCGCAUGAGCAUGAGGGGUUGUCCGACGAGGACAACGUACAUCGAGAGGAACACGACACAGACAAAGGGGUGGGCAAAGACGAUGGCGAGAACGAGAGCGAGGACAUGGACGGGGACGAGGAUAACAACAAUGCGGAGGAGGGGGAAGAUGACAAAAACGAGGAGGAGGGGGAGAAGGAGCAGAUUAAGGACUCGAACGAGGACGGGGAUGGUGAAGGCGAGGACAACGAUAACAAGGAUGGACAAGACGAAAAGGACGAAGAGGGGGAUAAGGAAAACAUGAAGGACUCGGACGAUGACAAGGUCGACAAGGAUCGACAGGAGUUUGUGGAGAGAGAAGGAGAGGAGGUGGAUGCUGACACCGACAGCGACAACGGCGACGACGAAGAGGAGAAGGAGACCGUGCAUGAUGAGUUAAAGGAUGACAAUGAAAAGGGGAAAGAUGUGGAGGUGGAGGUCGUGGAUCUCAGGGGGGCUGAUAACGAGGACGAAUGGAUCGAAGCUGAAGACCUGGAAACGACAGAGCAGGAGGCUGGCAAGGUGAAUCCCGUGAGUCAACCACGACCUUAACGUAAGCGAAUACCCAACAACCGAUAUGAAGGUGUUGACAUCCUCGAUAACUCGGGCAGAAGGGUGCGUGCACGACGUUCAGACUUGUGGCCACAUUGGGAAUGAACGAACUAGUAGACAAGGUGUGUGUGUGUGUGUGCACUGCCACCCUCAGCAAUGUGAGCAUGCAGCAAGGUAAAUAAUGUUGUGCUUGCCCACCUAAAAUUUUGUGUGUGUGUUUUUUUUUUUUUUUUUUUUUUUUUUUUUUUUUUUUUUUUUUUUUUUUCUUUUUUAGUUAUAAAUUUGAACAACAACAGCCCCUGUUCCACCCUUAUGAUUGAAGUCACUGUAGCUUGACCGUCCAUUACGGACAAUGAAGCACUUGUGCAAUG
Chara braunii is the source of this 4075-nucleotide messenger RNA. The record is from the annotation of a GenBank genome assembly. NCBI's taxonomy places the organism in Eukaryota, Viridiplantae, Streptophyta, Charophyceae, Charales, Characeae.